Messenger RNA from Clonostachys byssicola, 1575 nucleotides. Lineage: Eukaryota; Fungi; Ascomycota; Sordariomycetes; Hypocreales; Bionectriaceae. The record is from the annotation of a GenBank genome assembly.
AUGCCCUUCGACUUCAAAAAGUACGACCAGAAAUGUGCUGCACUCACCGCAGAAGAGCUCCAACGUGAGUGGCAGCACUACACCCGACUCAUCACCGGCGCUGCCACAUCUACCACUGUCUCCGGGCUUGCUAUCCCGCUCACAGCAGGUGUCUCGACAAUCGGCGUCGCCCUCGCCGCCCCUGCGAUCCAUAACGCUCGGAGGAAGCGAGACAUCAUCGAGAGACACCUUAACAGGCACAAUACAACGCAUCAGACCAGGAAACGAGACGUGCUGGGCGGUGUGGCUGUCAGUGGAACAAUCGGUGUUGUCACUCUCGGCGUGGGCACAUUGGGAGCUGAUGCUAUCGCCGCUCAAGGUGCAGAGCAUGGCAUCUCUGCCAUUGUCGAGAACGAAACAGCCAUCAAGGUUAUUUCCCAUGUCGCCUUGGACGGCGUAGGCCUGGGUAUCGAGCAUGCACACACGAAUCAUCUAAGGAAGCGAGAUGCAAGGAAGGCUUUCGAGGCAGCUGGGGUAUUCCAAGCCGUCAACGAAGCAAAGGCCGCCGAAGCUGGAUAUACCAUCCAGCCUUACAACCCUCAAGGUGCCGCGGCGGAGAGCAGCGCCAGCCUCCCCUACUACGCUCCGCCUCCUCCCUAUUCAUAUGCCUCGAGCUCAUCUCAAGCUGGGAUUCCAGAGAACUACGCAGUCUCUACCAUGAACCCCGAUCCCUACUAUGGGCUUGAUUCCAAGGCACCCAUGCCGCCGUACUACCAAUCAGAGCCGAGUCAAGAGUUGUAUGGUGGAACUGAAACAGAAGAUUUCGCGCCACCAAGCAUGCCUCCACCGACCGUUGCUGCUAUAUACGAUUUGAAUGCCAUGGGGUCAGCUCUCCCAACCGUGGGCGCAGCCGUGCCUGUUUCGCACGCCUUGGGCCAUCCAUCUAACCAGGGGUAUGAUGCAUCGCGUUCGGCGUCAUUUGGAGACCAAGGAGCAUUUGUACAAGCACCGGUACAACCUUCACAUUUCUCAGAGCUGCCUGUUGGAGCUCCGACUCAGCCGCCAGUUUCGGCCACUCCAACUGUCGUCAUUGCAGAUUCCUCCAGUUCUAGCAUCGUUACUUCGCCACCAGUAUCAGUCGGUACCUCUGUCAUCACCUCACUACCUCCUAUUGUAAAAGCAGCGGAAGGUAAUGAUUCGCAAACACAACAACCACUUGAUGAGUUCAUGUAUCCUCCACCAGCAGCACCACCACCGGGACAUGCAGACUCAGCACAGACAAAGCCCUUUCCUGAUGCUCGUGCUUCACUCUAUGCUACCGAAGCAUCAUCUACAUCUCAACCUACCAUGACGCCUGUCUUCGGCCAAGCCUUGGCCAAUCCCCAGACGGAGCCACAGACUCCGUAUCAGCCUGCUCGAGGGACCUUGACAGGCAAACGAAGCAACGAGUUCAGCAGCACAAUCAAAUUAUGCCCCGACUGCCAGGAAAUCCGGUAUACCUUUGAUCCCUCAAACGCCUCAGCCAAGUUCUCACAUAGCACUCGGAGCAGUCCAGUCCCCUCCAAACGAAGUACAGGAACCGCCAGGCUUCCAUAA